AUGGGCGCAAUCAAGAGAGUCGGAGUCAUCGGCGCGGGGCCGGCGGGGGCCAUUGCCAUUGAUGCGCUAGCAAAGGAGAAGGCUUUCGACAUCAUUCGUGUGUUUGAGCGCCGGGAGGCGAGCGGCGGAUGCUGGAUUGGCGACGAGGAACCGCCGCCUCACCUCACCGACUUCCCCUCCCUCGCCGACCGCACCGCAGACAGACCCAGCCCGAUCCCGGAGUCUCUUCCGGCGCAGACCCCGAAACAGAAGGCCCCGCGCUUCACCGAGUCCGGCAUAUACCCGUACCUAGAGACCAAUGUCGACGCAAUCCCCAUGUCCUUCUCGGACGCUCCCAUCUCAGAUGAGCGGACACCCAACUCAAUCGCCCUGCACGGCCCUUCAACGCCAUUUCGUCACUGGACCGUCAUGAGAGAUUACGUCCGGCGCAUUGUCAACGAGUAUGAGGGCUUUGUGUCUUAUAACACCACCGUUGAGCUUGCCGAGAGGGUGGGCGAUGAGUGGAAGGUUGUCCUAAGAAAGGAGGGCAAAGACACGGACGAGUGGUGGGUUGAAUGGUUCGACGCGGUUGUCGUUGCGACGGGACACUACUGGGUCCCCUACGUCCCCAAGAUUGAAGGCCUCGAGGAGUUUGAGAGAGCUCGCCCAGGCAGUGUCAUCCACAGCAAACACUACCGCGGAAGAGAAGAUUUCCGUGGAAAGCGCGUCGUGGUUGUCGGCGCCUCCGUCUCAGGAGCCGACAUUUCAGUUGACCUCAUCAACACAGCAAAACUCCCCAUCUACUCCGUCGUGAACGGGCGCAAGGCCAAUCUCUAUUUUGGCGACGGCGCCUUUUACCACCCCAAGAUAUCCCGACAGGCCACAAUCUCACGCAUCGAGGGCCGGACGGUGCAUUUCAUAGACGGCACGUCGGUCUCAGACGUCGACAGCAUCAUCUUCGCGACGGGCUUCACCUGGACGCUGCCCUUCCUGCCAUCCGUCGAGGUUCGUAACAACCGCGUGACGGGGCUUUACCAGCACGUCAUCUACCACCGCGACCCGACGCUCCUGUUCAUCGGCGCCGUGGCAGCGGGCCUGACGUUCAAAAUUUUUGAGUGGCAAGCCGUCCUGGCGGCGCGCGUGCUUUCCGGCAGGGCGAGACUGCCACCGGCGGAAGAGCAGGCCAAGUGGGAGGCCGAUCGCGUUGCGGAAAUGGGUGACAAGUUUCCACUGGUGCACCCGCACUUCGAGGAGUACUUUGAGACUCUGCGGGCGCUGGCGGGCGAGCCCGAGAAUAGCGUCGGAAGACGGUUGCCGCCGUUUGACCCCUCAUGGUUCCAGGUAUUCCUCGACGGGUUGGAAUUGAGGAGGAAAAUGUGGGUGAGACUGAAUGCGAAGGCUCAGGAAGAACUUUUGCAAGCAGGUGGGCUUGGCGCGACAAGCGAAGCGCUCGUGGCAGAAAAGACCCCCUUCCACAUCUCUCGCGGUCAGCGCGUUUUGGCUUGUUUUUGUUUCGAGACGUCCCGUGGCUUACGGUGCGUGAGUAAUGGUGGCCAUCAAAAAGGCACAAUUCCCGCGCUUCUGUCGCGGCAGGGCAGGGAUGGAGUGAGCGAGUCUCAAGAGUGCACUGCCAAAAUCCAGAUUAUGAGCACGACACCACCCCCGAAGCCGUCGAGGCUCCCAGCGGCCUCACGGCUGGGUCGUCGCAUCAAGGAGUUCGACAUCAUGGGUAUUCUUCAUCCACCGCGCCUGAUGCCCGACUUUCUCGCCAGCGACGUGGCUGGUUUCUUCCUCCACGUUGUUCUGGCGACAGACUGGUCGUCUUUCUGGAAAGCCAGGCUGUUUCAGGCUUUCCCGUUCUCCCAGACGAUCGCCGAGACCUUCGCUGAUUUCUGGAGAUCCUUUUGGGACGAGAGGUGGCAUACCGAGAACCUGCUGGAAGCGAGGGCGAGAAAAUGGAACCCUCACCUUUACAGAGCCAUGCCGCCGCGCCCCCGGACUUACCGUGAGAUUCUCAACCGACAGCAAGCCCUGAAGAACUGUUGCGGUGCGCAGUUCCACGGGCUUGAAACGCCUGAGGUGGUCAGGAACAUGUUGCUACAAAUCGCCAUGGCCGUGUGCUGGAUGUGGGCGCUGUUCAAAGACCACAUGGCGGUAGUGUGGCUGCUGGCCGAGAUCGAGAACAGGACGCAAGGAUAUCGACAAAAUAUUGAGUUCUCUGUGCCUCCGGUCGUUCGAAAGGGGGAAGGAAUCAUGCCAGUUGUCAAAGAUGAGCGGCGGCAGCACUGUCUAACCCGCAUACAGCAACGGAUUGAUCGUGGGCAAGACCUGAUUACCAGGUUCAUGGAGCUGGAACUCUGCCCAGUUGAACGGGAUGAAGACACCUGGAGCGAGAACGACUGGCUGACUGAGAAGGAUGGCGAGAUACCCGCAGACAUGCCCGAUGAAGACCGCUUCCUCGUGAAUCGCGUCGUUUUCUCGGCCGGUCUGUCAUGGUUCAUGGUAUCGAUCAGCUGUGACUUUGCGACGUUCUACCUUUUUGUCCUCCUGUCUCGCCUGAGAAGUCGUGUACUUGGAUGA
This is a messenger RNA of Colletotrichum gloeosporioides, 2559 nucleotides long. Its product is annotated as Thiol-specific monooxygenase. Bases 1 to 2559 code for a protein of 852 amino acids. Gene Ontology annotation, molecular function: N,N-dimethylaniline monooxygenase activity; flavin adenine dinucleotide binding; NADP binding. The record is from RefSeq and is a predicted model, not a curated record. The transcript has 4 exons. Lineage: Eukaryota; Fungi; Ascomycota; Sordariomycetes; Glomerellales; Glomerellaceae.